UUUGCAUGUAUAUAUAAGCGUUUAGAGGUUAUGAGGUUUGAUAACUUAAAAUAAACACCAUAAGAAGAGACAAAUAAGGAGUUUAUGAUCAUAUUCUCAUAUACCCUUUUAUGUUCUUUGUCAAUAUGUCUCUCCUAUCCCCCAUUGACUUGCAGAGAAUUUUUAAGAAGCUUGACAUGAAUGGUGAUGGCUUUGUGAGCCUUGAAGAGCUCAAUUGGCUGCUUCAGAAAAUAGGUAAUUCACAGUUUAGCUUAGAAGAGCUAGAAUCUCUCGUGGGAAAGAGUAGCCUCGACUUCAAUGAGUUCUCAUUCUUUUACAACUCCAUAUCGAAGGAGAUCAAGGGUGAGAGCAGUGAUGAUAAUGAUGGUGAUGAUACAAAGGAGGAGCUGGAGAAGGACCUUGUCAAAACAUUUGAGGUGUUUGAUUUGGAUGGGGAUGGAUUCAUCACCAGCCAAGAGCUUGAAUCUGUGUUGAAGAGGCUUGGCUUUUGGGAUGAAAGAAGUUGCAAGGAUUGUAGAAGCAUGAUUUUCUUGUAUGACACCAAUUUGGACGGAAGGCUUGAUUUUGAGGAAUUCAAGAACAUGAUGUUACUUACCACUGCGUGAUUCCUUUAAUUUUGUCCUGAAAACUUUAUUGUAAAUCCAUUAUGUUAUCAUCAUUUGCAUGAUCUGCUAGCUUUUUUUUUUCUUAAUACCAACCCAAUUUAUCUCUUUGAGGCGAGUCGGUUCCCUGAAUAUCUCUACAAGUUUCAACUCUUUGAGCUGAUCAUAGCUCUUAUCUCGAAUUGGGACUUAGUCACAAUUGAAACUCAUCACCCCUCUCCAAAGAUGUAUUUUGUGGAAAUACAAUAGUGGUACUAAGGUUCUAAGAUAUGAC
This is a messenger RNA of Gastrolobium bilobum, 876 nucleotides long. Its product is annotated as probable calcium-binding protein CML44. The record is from RefSeq and is a predicted model, not a curated record. The coding region runs from base 111 to 605 and encodes 164 amino acids. Lineage: Eukaryota; Viridiplantae; Streptophyta; Magnoliopsida; Fabales; Fabaceae. Gene Ontology annotation, molecular function: calcium ion binding. The transcript has a single exon.